Molecule: messenger RNA, 694 nt
Organism: Apis mellifera (honey bee)
Lineage: Eukaryota; Metazoa; Arthropoda; Insecta; Hymenoptera; Apidae
Gene: mRpS31
Product: 28S ribosomal protein S31, mitochondrial
Exons: 3
Coding region: 37-549 (170 amino acids)
Cellular component (GO): mitochondrial small ribosomal subunit
Molecular function (GO): structural constituent of ribosome
Source: RefSeq, a predicted model, not a curated record
AGAAAUAUUGAUAAAUUGAAUAUCUCGAAAACGAAAAUGAAUAAAAAUUUCAAAGAUAAAAUUCUUGAAUCAAACUUUAAAUAUUUACAAGAAGAAGAUCAAAAUAUUAAUAAAAGUGAUUCAAAAGUUAAGCUUAAAAAAUUUUUCGAUAAUUUACCUGAAAACUCAGAUGUUCCUGAAUUUAAAAUGUGGAAUACAUGGGAAAAAAUGGAAUUAGAAUUUUCAAUAGUAAAAUACCCUAAAAAUGCAUUUCAAGAAAUGAUUAAAUGGACUAAAGAAGGAAAAUUAUGGAAAUUUCCUAUAGAUAAUGAACAAGGAAUGGAAGAUGAAUAUAAUGUGCAUUUCUCAAAGCAUGUAUUUUUGGAAAAUCAUUUGGUACCAUGGUGUCCCUCUAAAGGUCCAAUACGACAUUUUAUGGAAUUAGUAUGUGUUGGACUUUCAAAAAAUCCAUAUAUGACAAUUGAAGAAAAAUAUGAUCAUAUAAUGUGGUAUAAAAAUUAUUUUAAAGAUAAGCAAGAUUUAUUACAAAAAUUAGAUAUCGUAGAAUAAAAAAGAAUUUGUAAAAAAUAUAUAAAAUGAAAUAUUGUUUUUAAAAAAUAAAAAUUUAAUAAAAUAUAUGAAUUUUAUUUCUUUAAAUUAUAUUUUAUAAAUAAACAUAAACAUUGAAUAAAAUGAUAAUUAUUCUUUAUAAAGG